Caenorhabditis angaria is the source of this 831-nucleotide messenger RNA. The record is from the annotation of a GenBank genome assembly. Lineage: Eukaryota; Metazoa; Nematoda; Chromadorea; Rhabditida; Rhabditidae.
UUGAUUGGAAGUCGAACUUAUGAAUGGAAAGGAAAUGAUGUUUUGAGAUGUAAACAUUGGGAUAAAGUUGCUAUUCGGUGAGAUAAAAAAUGAGCAAAAAAAAAGAGAUACAUAGAUAAAAAUGACUAUUAUUCCAGAUGGCAUGUUUCGAGUUGCUCAGCUGAAACUGGAGAAUGUAAAGGUGGAACAAAUGUGGAUUAUGCGAGAACAUCUCAAAAUUCAACAGAAAUGCCAAUCUGGCGAAAUGCAUUCAGUUAUGUACAAUUACCAAAUAUGGAAAAUGGCGAGAAAAAAUAUCUGAAAUUGGGAUUGAGUGGGUAUGACAAACGGAAAACUGUUGUCGAAUCGAUUUCGCCGCUGAAAAUCGAUGUCGAUUGGAAAUGGCAACUUGAUAAACAUGGAUGUAAUCAUUUCACUGUCAGGUAAUUUUUGAAGGAAAUUUUCAAGAUGUUCUGGGAUCAAGGUUAUCACAUUUUUGAAAACAUCGGAUCGUCUUGAAUAUUUCAAGAUUUCCAAACCAAUUCUUGGGAACUCGUUCUUAGUAUGAUCCUUUAAGUUAGGAUAAAGCACGAUACCAUAGCUACAGUUAUGUCCCUUUAAACUACUUCAAGCCCAAUUCAGAUUUGUGUCUCUAAAAAUCUAAAAUGGUCCUUACCCUUGCCCACUUAACACACUCAGAAAAUGGGACCUGACCAAUCCAACCUUGAAAAUUAUUUCCCUUUUUCCAGAAUGUCUGCGAUGUCAAUGAUCAACCCAGAUCUCCGUAGAAAACUAGAAUCAUUCUGUCAUCAUUUUGACCUCGAUCAUUUCGUCGACUGUAAAAAUCUCUAA